This is a messenger RNA of Naegleria gruberi, 1881 nucleotides long. RefSeq lists its product as uncharacterized. Gene Ontology annotation, cellular component: nucleus. Lineage: Eukaryota; Heterolobosea; Eutetramitea; Acrasida; Naegleriidae. Gene Ontology annotation, molecular function: protein binding. The transcript has a single exon. The coding region runs from base 1 to 1881 and encodes 626 amino acids. The record is from RefSeq and is a predicted model, not a curated record.
AUGAAUAAUAAUACUGAUACAUCGUUGUAUACAAAACAAGGAAGAAUUAUUAGAGCAAGAGAGGAUAUUGAUGAAGGAGAAAUUCUGGUGAUUGAAAAGGCCUAUGCAAGUGUAUUGCAUCAGUCAAAUAUUAAUUUUAAUUCUCAUAGUUUUUGUGUAGUUUGUCAAAAGAAGAAAAUUAUGAAAAAUAUUGCUAAUGCUGAUUUAAUCAAUUCCUCAUCGGCAUGUUGUGAUAAAUCAACAAGUAAUUGCAACAAUGAAUGGAUGUUGUGUGGAGAUGAAGGUUGUGAAUUUUUGAGGAAUACAGUGUACAAGGAGAAUGAAUUAAUGGAUGGACAAUCAAUGUAUGAUUACUUGUUGAGGAUGGCUGAGGAGUGUGGAAUUGAAUUUUCACUCCUCUUGUUAGUUUACAGAAUUUGUAGGAAAUUUGAGUUUGAUUUUAAUUCGAGUAAUGAGCUUGCUUCUAAGUAUUUUGAUAGAAACAAGAUGGAUAAUCUAUUAUCAUUAGAAACUCAUAGGGAUGAAAUUUAUCCAGAGCACUUGUUUCUAUUCAAGAAAGCCUCAUCAUGUCUCAAGGAGAGAAUCUUUCUCGAUAAUGUCAUUGGUGAGGAAUUAAUUAUUGACACAUUUUGUAGAAUAUUUGUAAAUGCACACAGUAUCACUCAUACCAGAUGGUGGUGGCAUCAAUCGGAUAACAUUAUUGAAGUGGAGAAACAAAAUGCUGAUACAGCAGAAAAGGAAAUGGAGGAAAUUUCCCAAUUUUUCAAACAUGAAUCGUUGAAAAGCAAAUGUCUCGAUUCUCCCUUUUUCAUUCCUGCAUGCUCAUCUGAUAGGGAGGAUCAUACUGAGAAUAGUUGUGCUGAUUUUAGAGAUAUUGGAACAGGACUAUUUCCAAUGGUUUCCAUGUUUGAUCAUUCAUGCUCUCCAAAUUGCUCCUUCCAGACCUUUGAUGAUAUGAAAUCGAGAAAUUCCUACUCUGGCAAUGUCAUUCUCGUUCAAACUGUGAAAAAGGUCAAGAAGGGAGAAGAAUUGUGCAUUAGUUAUAUUGACAUUAUGAAUCCAACAUGUAUACGGAGAAGAGAGUUGUGGUACUCGAAAUAUUUCGUCUGUCGUUGUUCCAGAUGCAUGAGUGAAACAGAGGAGAAUCGAAUGGUGAGAGCCUAUUCUUGUGGAGAGUCUGAAUGCACUGAGGGUUAUCUUGUACCCAUCUAUCAUUGCAAUGUGAGUGAGGAACCAAAGGCAGAUUUGAGACAUGUCAAUUUGAAUGACUCGGGCGUGCAACCAUUUGAUUCAGAGAAUGAUUUUAACCUUGAGGAUUUUGAUGAGGAAGAUUAUGAUAAGGCACUCUCCAUGUUUGAGGAUAUCUAUGAGAAUGAUGAAUCUAGAGAAUUCAAUCACGACCAGAGAGAAAUCGAUGAAGCUUACAUUCAAAGGAUUUCAUAUUGGAAAUGCACACACUGUGAAAGGAGUAUUGAAGGGGAGGCACCUGAAAGUGAGCUCAUGCAAAACAUGGAGAGACAUCUGAAUCAAGAGUUGAUUUCUGUUGGACAACAAGUUUCGGAAGACAAUUUAAAACUGAAUGAGUUGCCAAGAGAGGAGUACUGUUGUGUCCUGUUGGAAAUUGUCGACCAGUUGUGCCAAUCCAUUGUACAUGUUGAGAGUGGUUCCUAUCCUGGUUUUGAAUCACUCAAGGUACAUCCUAACCAUUACUUGUUGUUCCAAAUGAAGGGAAAGUUUGUCACGAUGCUCAUCAAGCUAUUCGAAAGAGGUUGGUGGAAGUACCGUAAGGAUGUUACUUCUGCAUCGCAGUUGUGGGAGAUGCCACUUCUACGAAUGCUUGUUGUUGUAAUGAUGCAAGACAUUACCUCAACCUUGGAUUAA